GGCCCGGCCCCUGGGCAGGGUAGAAAGGGCCGGGCGGUGGGAGCGCAGCGCAGAGCGGAGUGCAGGGCCCACGCUGCCGGCAUGGCUCUGGAUUUCCUGGCGGGAUGCGUUGGCGGUGCUGCUGGUGUGCUGGUGGGACACCCCUUUGACACUGUUAAGGUUCGUCUGCAAGUUCAAAAUGUAGAGAAACCUCUCUACCGUGGGACUUUCCAUUGCUUUCAGUCCAUCAUAAAGCAAGAAUCUGCUUUUGGACUCUAUAAAGGUAUUGGGUCACCAAUGAUGGGACUUACGUUCAUUAACGCGCUGGUGUUCGGUGUGCAAGGAAACACCCUUCGUGCUCUGGGCAAAGACACUCCUCUGAACCAGUUCCUUGCAGGGUCAGCAGCUGGGGCCAUCCAGUGCGUCAUCUGCUGUCCCAUGGAGCUGGCAAAGACAAGGAUGCAGCUUCAAGGAACUGGAGAAUAUAAACUAAAAACAAAGAACUACAAGAAUUCUCUGGACUGUUUGAUCAAAAUCUAUCAAAAGGAAGGGCUGAGGGGUAUCAACAGGGGCAUGGUCUCUACCUUCAUAAGAGAAACUCCAAGCUUUGGCUUUUACUUCCUGACCUAUGACUGCAUGACUCGGUAUUUAGGCUGCGAAGCUGAAGACAGUUACGUUAUUCCCAAGCUGCUGUUUUCCGGAGGGAUGUCGGGAAUUGUGUCGUGGCUCUCAACCUAUCCCAUGGAUGUGAUCAAAUCCCGGCUGCAGGCCGAUGGAGUCGGAGGUGUCACACAAUACAACGGCAUCCUAGACUGUGUCCGCAAGAGUUACCAUGAGGAAGGCUGGAGGGUGUUCACGAGAGGUCUCACUUCCACACUUCUCCGUGCUUUUCCCGUCAAUGCAGCUACCUUUGCUACUGUCACUGUGUUCCUAAUGUACAUGAAGUCAGAAGACAACCUUCCUGAAUGUGAACCAGGUCCAGUAAUCCAUCAGCCUUCCAGUUUGUGAAACAUCUAUCUUUGUUCUCCUCAUCCAAAGCCCUGCUGGUUGGGUUUUGUGAAACAUGAACACUUGACCCACACAAGUAGUGUAGAUUUAUGCUAUCUGUAUAAAGAAUUCCUAAAUGUAUCAAAUUAGGAUUUCAUCUCACUACUUGUAUAAACAGCAUCUUGCCUUAUUCAGGACUCCAUAUCUAGUAGUAUUCAAGUGAGAGGGGGACCUGCUUUUAGAAGGUUGCUGUUGUGGCUCCAGAAGAGGUUCUGGAGAGUGUUCUAGCACCAGAAAUCGAGUUUUCUUUCACUCAGGUUCUGAAUGACUAAGUUGAGUUGAACGCAGAAAUGUUUUCAUGAAAGAAAUACUCAUUUUGUAUGUGACAGGAGUAAGUGCACUCCUUGAAGGUGAAGAAGGGGGAAGAAAUUUAAUGGUGGAGGUGUUUUGCAGGUAACCCUGAAUUGUAAAGACAAGGACUAGCAUUCAGCUAGUCCUGUGUUUUACUUUUCUAUGUCAAUGGUUUUAGUAGCAACUUUUGUUCACACUGAUUUGUAAAAAAAAAAAGAAAAAAAAAAUUUGUACCUAAGUUACUCCCUGACCUUUCGGCUUUGAAUAAAUAUCUUAAGCACAAAGUUAGCAUCUACACUCAAAUGCACUUGUUCCUUUAAAUCUCAAGGCUUGUAAGGAUUAUGGGAAACUCAAAUCCAGUAGGACUGGUGUUGUUUGCCCUCACCUCUGUUUCUCCUUUGGUGGGUGCAUGGACUGUAUUGAGCAGUUCAGUCCAGUGGACUUUGUUCUCUGAAGUUAACGCAACUUUGCACCACUUCUCCCAACAUGCCUCAUAGCAGCCAGUGAUGUACAGAAGUCAAAGUCCUGCCUGUGGUAUUGCACAAAAUGUUUGUGGUUGCAAUGUUAGCGUAGCAGCUUGAAGUAUCUUAGAAAUACAUACAUAUUUAGGACUGGAGGUUUCAUACCUUUCCAGAAAAUAGGGGUGUAAGUGUCUGAAAUGGUUGCUGUUCAAUACACUUGCAUUAUGAAUUUAAACAAUACUGAUUUUUAUGAUUUUUAGUUACAGUGCUACUGGAAAGAAGACUGAAAAGGGUUUUAAAGAAUUUUCUUGUUACAUUAAUCUGCUGUAAAUUUUUUUACCAGUCUGUUCAAGGAGAAUUGAAUUAGCCAAAGAGCUACAAACAGUCAUUUAAGAUUUGAGCUAAAAGCUACACAUAUUUGGCACAAAUAGCCAGGAGGAAGGACAGUAUGUGUGUGAGCAAUGUUUUAAAACAUAUCAAACUAGUUCAGUAAGUACAACUUGUUACAAUUUUGGUUGGGACAAGUGCAAUAUGUGUUUAAUUUAUAUGAAUUUUCUAAAGAAGCAUUAUUUCAUAGCAUUUUGCACUGUAACAAAAUAUGCUGGAGAAAUCUGUAAAAUUGGUAUGUCUUUUUAUACCUUGAAGGUAUGGUGGAUGUUUUAGUGCCUACUUGCACUGAGAUUCAAAUUGAAUGUUAAAUUUGUCUACUAAGCUGCAUCUGCACAACAAAUCACAGCAAAAACCAUUUAGACCUUUGUACAGGAGUAUGUUAAUUCUUGUAUAUAUAUUGAGGGAAUAAAUUUUUUAAAAAUUUUG
Molecule: messenger RNA, 2594 nt
Organism: Poecile atricapillus (Black-capped chickadee)
Lineage: Eukaryota; Metazoa; Chordata; Aves; Passeriformes; Paridae
Gene: SLC25A29
Product: solute carrier family 25 member 29
Exons: 4
Coding region: 82-987 (301 amino acids)
Biological process (GO): mitochondrial L-ornithine transmembrane transport
Cellular component (GO): mitochondrion
Molecular function (GO): high-affinity L-arginine transmembrane transporter activity
Source: RefSeq, a predicted model, not a curated record